GAGUGUACAUGUGCAAACAGAGGUCUGUACUUUGGAGUGUUUCGGAGUUCGGUGUGUGUGUGUGAAUGUGUGUCAGAGCGUUGAAGCUGUUUGAAAUGGCACUAUUUUCUUUGUCUUUCUCGUGUUUGCUGCUUUUGGACUUUCAGCUUGUCUAUGGAGCUUCAGCCUCAGCUCCAGUGUUCCUGUCCGGUGAGGGAGCAGCCAGUGUUCUGCAAAGACACAAACGCUCUAACACCGGUGUGUUUGAGGAGCUGCUGGAAGGCAGCUUGGAGAGGGAGUGUAUGGAGGAAGUGUGUGACCUGGAAGAGGCCAGGGAGGUUUUCGAGGAUGACGAGAAGACAAUGGCGUUCUGGGUGGCAUAUGUAGAUGGCAAUCAGUGUAAAUCAAGCCCAUGUCUGAACCAGGGGACAUGCAAAGACCAGCUCGGCUCCUACAGCUGCUCAUGCUCGGCUGGCUUCACUGGCAGGAACUGCGAGAUUGGUAUUGCUAAAAGGUGUGACGUGAACAAUGGAGACUGUAUGCACUUCUGUGAGUCAAUGGGAACCUUUGGAGCAAAGUGCUCCUGUGCAGCAGGAUACAGACUGACAAAGGACGGCCUUAAAUGUGAAGCAGAAACUGAAUUUCCGUGUGGCAGGACCGCCCUGAUGGAAGCGAGCUCAGUAUUCACCAGGUCUCUGCUGCGCCGUGUGAACGCAAGUCUGCAGAACACCACCUCACUGACCAACAUCACCACCACUGCAUCCCCUCCCUCGACUCCAGCCAGGACCACAGCACCUUCUCCAGCCACAAAUGGCUCUACAGGAAGUACCUUAUGGGUAUACAGUGGCUUCCCCACCGAGAGGCCGCGUAGGGGUAAUAAACGCAUUGUCGGUGGCGAGGUGGUAAUUCCUGGAGAGAUCCCAUGGCAGGUAGCCUUGAUAGAGCGUCCCAGUGGCAUGUUAUUCUGUGGGGGCACCAUUCUCAGUGAGCGCUGGGUUAUCACUGCUGCUCACUGCCUGAUGGAGGCCCGCAACUCCUUCUUCAUCAGAGUGGGGGAACACAACAUCAAUAUCCACGAGGAUGCAGAGCAGAAUCACGAUGUGUUGAAGGAGCACAUACACCCCCUGUACAACGCCAGCGUAAGCUUGUACAACCAUGACAUCGCCCUGAUUUACCUCAAAAGCCCGAUCAUCUUCUCCAAAAAAGUCCGGCCCAUCUGCAUAGGGCCCAAGGCUUUCAUUGAGUUCUUGGUGAGGGAGUCUUCCCCAGCUACAGUCAGCGGCUGGGGCCGAACACGCUUCCUUGGAUCAACGGCUGCCACGCUGCAGAAGGUCGAGGUUCCCUUCACAGAUCGGACAGAGUGUAAGCACAGCAGCAGUGCCAGGAUCACCCCCUUCAUGUUCUGCGCUGGAUACUACGAUGAGGCAAAAGAUGCGUGUCAGGGUGACAGUGGAGGACCUCACACAAACAGUAUUCAUAACACGUGGUUCCUGACGGGUAUUGUGAGCUGGGGGGAAGAAUGUGCAAAGGAAGGGAAAUAUGGUGUGUACACCCGGGUGUCCCUUUAUUACAACUGGAUAAAACAUGUUAUGGGAUUAACUAGACGUGCGCUCCCAUUUGCUGUGGAUGACGAAGAUCUUUAAAUUUAUAUGCUAUAUAUUUUAGCAGUAAAUAUAACCGGUCUACAAACAUAUUGCAUGUAUAAUAAAUUAUCCAUUUCCACUCAAUGCAAUUUCAAAUAAACAGGAUGCUUUGAAUUGUA
Scatophagus argus is the source of this 1741-nucleotide messenger RNA. RefSeq names its product coagulation factor IXa (gene f9a). Lineage: Eukaryota; Metazoa; Chordata; Actinopteri; Scatophagidae. Gene Ontology annotation, biological process: blood coagulation; proteolysis. Gene Ontology annotation, cellular component: extracellular region. Gene Ontology annotation, molecular function: calcium ion binding; serine-type endopeptidase activity. The transcript is spliced from 8 exons. The coding region runs from base 66 to 1622 and encodes 518 amino acids. The record is from RefSeq and is a predicted model, not a curated record.